This is a messenger RNA of Ziziphus jujuba (common jujube), 2474 nucleotides long. Its product is annotated as L-type lectin-domain containing receptor kinase S.1. Gene Ontology annotation, molecular function: ATP binding; carbohydrate binding; protein kinase activity. The transcript has a single exon. Gene Ontology annotation, cellular component: plasma membrane. Bases 215 to 2287 code for a protein of 690 amino acids. Lineage: Eukaryota; Viridiplantae; Streptophyta; Magnoliopsida; Rosales; Rhamnaceae. The record is from RefSeq and is a predicted model, not a curated record. Gene Ontology annotation, biological process: protein phosphorylation.
AGAAUAGAUAUUUAUUAGCGACAAACCAUACGUUUAAAGUUCAAACACAUGGGUUAUCAGAAAAAAACAAGUUCAAACACAUAGACGGCGGCUUCUCAACCAUAUCUGUCCCUUUAAAACAAAGCUUUUUUCUUUUUCUCAAACACUUUCGUUUUUUUUAUUUUUUUUUAUUUUCAACCAAGAAUCGACCUUCGUCUCUCCACCGGCACCGGUGAUGAUUCUCCGGUCAACUGGGUUUGUACGGAUGGGGGUGUUUCCGGUCAUUUUCAUCUCCAUCAUCAUCCACCUCCUUCUCUUUCUAUCUCCCACUUUAGCCAUCGACUUCCUCUUCAACUCCUUCUUCAACAGCACGAAUGCCACCGACCUCACUCUCAUCAACGACGCCAAGUUCGAUUCCUCGGUCAUCCGCCUCACCAACGACUCGAACCAGUUCUCUUUCGGCCGCGCUUUCUAUCCCACCAAGCUCACCCUGAGACCCACCUCGAAUUCUUCCUCCCUCACUUCCUUCUCAACAUCAUUCGUCUUCUCCGUCUUGCCCGAGAUCGAUUCCAGUCCCGGUUUCGGCCUCUGCUUCGUCCUCACCAAUUUCACUUCACCUCCCAACGCGAUCGCUAGCCAAUACUUCGGCCUCUUCACCAACGCGACUGUUCCGGUCGUCGCUCCUCUGCUCGCGGUCGAGUUCGAUACCGGUCGAAACCCAGAAUUCAAUGACCCAGAUGAUAAUCAUAUCGGAAUCGAUCUGAACAAUAUCGAAUCGAUCAAGGUACAGAGUGCUGGGUAUUACAAUUCGAGUGGGUCUUUCGUCCCGAUUCGAAUGCGAAAUGGUCAGAAUGUUCGAGCUUGGAUCGAUUUCGAUGGUACAAAUUUCGAAAUCAAUGUGACUGUUGCUCCUGCUAAUUUGUCAAGACCCACUAGGCCUACCCUUACUUACAGAGAUCCGGUGAUUGCGAAUUACGUGUCUACCGAGAUGUUUUUCGGAUUCUCUGCUUCGAAAACGCAGUGGAUUGAAGCACAGAGAGUAUUGGCUUGGAGUUUCAGCGACACCGGAGUUCUUAGAGAGAUCAACACAACGAACUUACCAGUUUUUAAGCUAAGCUCGUCUUCCUCACUCUCUGCUGGUGCUAUAGCUGGUAUUGCAGUGGGUUGCGUUGUUUUUGUGAUCCUUUGCGCAUUUGGGCUUUACUGGUUUUGGAUAAGAAACAAAUUAGAAGACGAAGAAGAAGAUGAAAUUGAAGAUUGGGAAAUGGAGUAUUGGCCGCAUAGAUUCUCCUACGAAGAGCUUAGCGAUGCAACCAAUGGGUUUUCCAAAGAUCAGCUUCUGGGUUCAGGUGGUUUUGGAAAAGUUUACAAAGGGAUUACUCAAUCCAAUAACACCGAAAUAGCAGUUAAAUGCGUAAACCACGAUUCGAAACAAGGGCUUAGAGAAUUCAUGGCGGAGAUUUCAAGCAUGGGAAGGCUACAACACAAGAACCUAGUCCAAUUGCGAGGAUGGUGCAGAAAAAGAAACGAGCUCAUGCUCGUCUACGAUUACAUGCCCAAUGGAAGCCUCAACCGUUGGAUUUUCGACAAGCCAAAGAAACUAUUAAACUGGGAACAGCGUCGGAAAGUCCUCGCCGACGUAGCGGAGGGACUGAACUACCUCCACUAUGGUUGGGACCAGGUGGUGGUUCACAGAGACAUUAAGUCGAGCAACAUAUUGCUGGACUCGGAAAUGAGAGGAAGACUCGGAGAUUUCGGACUCGCCAAGCUGUACCAACACGGGGAAAUCCCCAACACGACGCGCGUGGUUGGAACGCUCGGGUACUUGGCGCCGGAGCUCGCGACGAUUGCGGCGCCGACUGCCGCGAGCGACGUGUACAGCUUCGGUGUCGUGGUGUUGGAGGUGGCGUGCGGUCGUAGACCGAUUGAGAUGGAGGCGGCGGAGGAUGAGGUGGUACUGAUCGAUUGGGUUAGGGAGUUGUACGGUAAAGGGAAGGUGAUGGAAGCCGCGGAUGCGAGAAUGAGAGGUGAGUAUGACAAGGAGGAGAUGGAGAUCGUGUUGAAGCUCGGUCUGGCUUGUUGUCAUCCUGAUCCUCAGCGAAGGCCCAGCAUGAAGGAGGUGGUGGCGGUUUUGAUCGGCGAACGGGCUGCGGCUGUGGCCGCGCCGGCGGAGGUUUUGUCUGGAUUGGUUCAAGGCGAUAGUAGUAUUGCCGCCGCCGCCGCCGCCGCCACCGCAGGCGGUGAUGAUAAUGAUAGAGAAUCGUCUUCCGGUGAGGUUGUGCCUCUCCAACCUCUGCCUCCGGUGUGAAAAAAAUUUUUUUUUUCAAAAAUUAUUUAUUAUUUAUUAAUCUUUUAUAAUAUUUUGAGCCGUAUUUAGUUGGCUUUCGGGUUUGCUAAUUUGAUUAUUUUUAUCAUUAUUUUUUUUUUAUUUUUUUUUUGUUACUCAUGCAAAUUACUAAAUUAGCUUAAUACUUUUUCCAUGAUUAUUUCUGGUA